Molecule: messenger RNA, 450 nt
Organism: Dibothriocephalus latus
Lineage: Eukaryota; Metazoa; Platyhelminthes; Cestoda; Diphyllobothriidea; Diphyllobothriidae
Source: the annotation of a GenBank genome assembly
AUGUGGGUACCGGAAAGUAUGCAAAACGACGAAUUUGCGGCUCCGGGUCAGGAAGGUCAGCCAAAACUGGGAAGAUUUCUUUAUGCGAUGCAUUUUGACGAAGAUGAGUCCAAAGUGCAACUAAGUGUUUCCGAUGACGGUGGCCUGUCGUUCAAACGUGUUUACCUCCCAACGGUUGCACCGGAACGAUUCUUUAACGUCUUGGAGGUCGAGGAGGAUUUCGUCUUCCUUCACGUAGAUGAGCCAGAUGGCAAAACAGCUGGCCAAAAAGGACACAUCGGCUCAUGGGAAACCUUCAAUCUCCUCUCCCUCCACCCCCGCCUUGUCCUUCAGCCAGAAAAAUGCGGUUUUGCACGUUUCCCCCCACAGAUUGCGUCGGCGUAUACCCUCUGCCGUGUCAGUCUUGACUUGAGAGAUUCCUUUCACACUUUUGCUAUGCGGAAGGAAUAA